AUGGAAACCCUUCCGGAAGAAUUGUUCGAUUUCAUCCUUUCUCUUGCCUACAAUGAAGACGACCAUUGGGUGGAUCAUCAACUACCAGUCUUUGCGACCGUGUCAAGAAGGUGGCAAUAUAACAUUGAACGCCGCACAUUCCGCAACAUUCGAGUAAACACCAACGAGUUAGAGAAGCUUGGCGCCCGCUUCACCGGCUCAUUCGGGCAUCGAGCUGCGGCUUUAAGCGGCAUCGAGUGCAGCAUCAUACUCCCUUGUUGUAGCGACGACGAAGUGCGCCAACGCGAAACGGAUCAAGAUGUUGAAAAAAACAAUCGCGCAAUCUCAGAGCAGCUUCAAGAUCUCUUCAACUUUCUGUUUCUUGUCGAACAAGAAAGGAAACGAUAUCAUAGCAGAAAGCGACCGCUUGCACUUGAGAUAAGACGGAUUGAGGCCCCAACCGAUCGAGAACUUCAGAAUCAGGAUCCCGAGCGCUUCAAAGCUACCUGGGAACAAAAGACCAGUCCUGACUAUUACUGGAGUAGACGAUGGCGGUACAAUGUCCACAGUUUACUUCAAAAUGAGGUUGCCGCUUUGCCUGAAAUCCAGAGCAUUACCUACUUUGAAGUUCCUGACUAUAGCAAAAAAAGGCAGCUGAGGCCGGGUGACUGGAUUCGCAUUGCUGCAAAAUUUCCUUAUUUGGAAAAUCUGAAACUUACUUUCUCCGAGCACCGUGCGUACGGGAAAAAAGUGAGAAGGAAAGUAAGAAGAGACUUUGCCGAUUCCUUGUAUGAGCUGGUGGAACGCAACCCUCCGGCCCUCCACAGUGUUACUAUUGAGCGUAACUUCUCAGUAAUUUGUGAUGAAGCCCCCCCAGG
Aplosporella prunicola CBS 121167 is the source of this 857-nucleotide messenger RNA. RefSeq lists its product as uncharacterized. The transcript is spliced from 2 exons. The annotation marks the transcript as partial. The record is from RefSeq and is a predicted model, not a curated record. NCBI's taxonomy places the organism in Eukaryota, Fungi, Ascomycota, Dothideomycetes, Botryosphaeriales, Aplosporellaceae.